AUGCAGUGGACACUACUGCUCUCAGCUUUGUCAGCCAUCAGUACUAUCAAUGCUAGGCCAGGACACCAGCACCAUGCUCGCGAAGCUCUUCCCGAGGAUGAGAUUGUUUACAUGACACACUUUGUUACACAGUACAUCACGGAGACUGCCGCAGGAGGUCUGCUUCCUGGCACAUACCUGAGCAUGGCCAACCAGCCUAAAGCUACACCACUAGCUGGUCUUUUGACUGCUGUCAACAACAUUGCACAAGCUAUUGUCCCUACGACGCCAGCGAAGCCAAUCACUACACCGGCAAAGACGCCCAGCACUCUUCGGACCGCGACAUCAGCCCCGGCUGCUUCAGCUGCACCUGUCUCUUCAGGCGGCAAGAAGGGUAUUGCCUGGCCGAGCGAAAACAAACAAAACAUGGCCUCCCUCUUUGGCAAAGCAGAUGGCAUCCAUUGGUACUUCAAUUGGAACUCCAGAUCAAGUCCUGGCAUGACGGCCGAGUUCCUACCACAACAAUGGUCCCUCGAUAACAUGGCAAACGUCAAUAACAUUGCCAAGGGUUCGACCUUGUUGGGUUUCAAUGAACCAGAUGCAGCAAGUCAGGCGACCAUGUCGGCUGCACAGGCUGCAGCUGCGUACCAGAAUACCCUCGUACCUCUACGAAAGUCUGGUGCUAUUGGCUUGUUGACUACGCCUGCUAUUACGAACGGUGGUAGCGGUCUUCCUUGGCUGCAAGAGUUCAUGACACUUGCAAGCAAUGGUGGCUUUGCGGAUAGCAUUGAUGUUAUUCAGAUUCAUUGGUAUGGACCCAACAUGGAUCUCCUCAAGACUCAGCUUCAAGCAGUCCAUGCCGCCUUCCCAACCAGGAAAGUAUGGCUCACUGAGUUUGCCGCAACAAAUUGGAAUGCAGCUGGUAACCCGUCUGCUGCAGAUGUCAAGACAUUCAUGGGCCAAGCUGUGCCGUAUCUCGAAUCACUCGACUGGCUUGAGAAGUAUGCUUGGUUUGGUGCGUUGCAAAUCACAGAUAACAGCCUCGGCCGGCAAAACAUGCUCGUCACCUCGGACGGCAAUAGUUUGUCUGACCUUGGCAAGUACUAUCUUUCUCUUUGA
Protomyces lactucae-debilis is the source of this 1098-nucleotide messenger RNA. Its product is annotated as glycosyl hydrolase catalytic core-domain-containing protein. Gene Ontology annotation, biological process: fungal-type cell wall polysaccharide metabolic process. The transcript has a single exon. NCBI's taxonomy places the organism in Eukaryota, Fungi, Ascomycota, Taphrinomycetes, Taphrinales, Protomycetaceae. The coding region runs from base 1 to 1098 and encodes 365 amino acids. The record is from RefSeq and is a predicted model, not a curated record. Gene Ontology annotation, cellular component: fungal-type cell wall.